CGAACAAACUGUGAAACCAGGUAUUUUAUCUUACAAAAGGCCAAUAAUAUAAGCCUAUCUGUAGUCGUAUUUAUUGAAGCAUAUAAAAUUGUACGGGACAGGAGAGGAAGGUGAAAGAAUUAAAAGCGAGAUUGGGGAAUCAUGCAUGCAUUGAGGAGGAAGAAGCGUUUUCACUUCACCUAUGAGCUUUUUUCAGCGACUAACUCGUGGAGAUUUGAUGGCUUUUUAGGGUUUGAUUAGAGACUUUGCUUGUGAGAAGCAAAAAGAUGAGAUUCUGCAAUUCUGUCUUUUCCUAUCGAAUUUGUGCUAAAGAAAAAGGAUCAAAGAGAAAGGAGGAGAUCAUGCAACUGCAUUGAAUUUUACCAUGGAGAAGCUAUCCAAGCAACCAUCUUCUACGAUUCUCUUUGCCACGUGGAACUGGAAUCUAUCGAUGGCGAAUCUAGUCGAGUCUGCCCGAUCCUCGAUGUCUCAGAGGAGCUUGUUUUGGGAGGUAGUUUCCGACUCAUUCAGCCAAGCCAUGGAAAAGGGUUGGCUGAGAUGGAGCUAUUCUCGGAGAAUGCUUCGCUUGGAACGACGCCUAUCGAACCGAAGGAGCGCAAAGGAGCUUCUUUUAGGAGGUAAUUUUCCAAGUCAUUCGACCAAGCCAUGGAAAAGGCUUGCCGAGAUCGAGCUAUUCUUGGAUAUUGUUUGUUUCGUUUGCUGCGGCAGUUGGGAUGGCGAUCCUCGGGCUCUUGCAAUAUGCCCGGAAACUGCUCGAUCAAUUGCCCCAUAA
This is a messenger RNA of Zingiber officinale, 772 nucleotides long. RefSeq lists its product as uncharacterized. The coding region runs from base 365 to 772 and encodes 135 amino acids. The transcript has 2 exons. The record is from RefSeq and is a predicted model, not a curated record. Lineage: Eukaryota; Viridiplantae; Streptophyta; Magnoliopsida; Zingiberales; Zingiberaceae.